This is a messenger RNA of Osmia lignaria (orchard mason bee), 2554 nucleotides long. RefSeq lists its product as uncharacterized. Gene Ontology annotation, molecular function: galactoside binding; carbohydrate binding. Lineage: Eukaryota; Metazoa; Arthropoda; Insecta; Hymenoptera; Megachilidae. The record is from RefSeq and is a predicted model, not a curated record.
UCGCAUAUAGUUUGUGCCGCAUUGCACAGUUUAAGCUAGAAACGUCAGCACUUUAAAUAGAAAUGUUUUAAGAGAAGUAGGAAAGACAGUGGAUAUUGAAGUUUACGUAGAAUUUGUUACUGUUGAAACAUUAUAUUAAAAUUAAAGAUUGUUGCGUAUAUUUGUAACAAAACGUGAAAAAUGUCAUCUGAACCUAUUUUAAAUCCCCCAAUUCCUUAUGUGGGAGCUGUAGAAAAUGGCCUGAUACCUGGUAAAAUGGUAAAAAUUCAAGGAAAAGUUCCUUCGGAUGCUAUAAGGUUUGCUGUUAACUAUCAGUUAGGGCCUACAUUAAAUCCGAGAGAUGAUAUAGCUAUUCAUGUUUCACCACGAUUCCAAGAUGGAUUUAUUACUAGAAAUCAUAUAAUGUCAAUGAGUUGGGGUCCGGAAGAAAAUGAAGGACCCCUGUGUAUUCAACCUGGACAAGAAUUUGAGAUAUUUAUUUUAUGCGAUCAUGGAUGUUAUAAAAUAGCUAUAAAUGGCAGACAUUUUGCAGAAUUUGUUCAUCGAUUACCAUAUCAAAAAGUUACGCAUUUGGUUAUUGACGGUGAUGUAGAAGUGAAUUCUAUCACAUAUGAGAAUGUUUCUACUGGUCCUCCACCUUCUACACCUACACCAGAUGUACCUAAUGUUAAUGUUGGACCACCACCACCAGGUGGUUUAUAUCCAACAAUAGGUUCACAAGCACAACCUCAAGUUGGCUAUGGACCUAACGCAUAUUUUCCACCUAAUCCAUAUGCAGGGCCUAAUUAUAAUCUUCCUCACGCAUAUGGAUAUCAGCCUGGAUAUGAAAAACCUGAAGAAGAAGAUGCAUUUAAGGGAUGUUUGGAUAAAGUUGGUUUAGCAAUAGGGGGACUAGUUGCUGCAGGAGGCAUAGCUGCUGCUGCACAUGCUAUGAAUAAAAAAAAAGAUGAAGGUGAAAAAAAUCAAGAAAAAUCAGAUGCUUCUAAUUUAAAAACAGAAAGCGAAGGAGGUGGUUUAGGAAAUCUUGGCUCUCUUGGAGCUGCUUUAGCCAGUAGUUUAGUGAAUUUUAAUACUUCACAGAGCAAUUUGUCUGCACAACAAGGAUAUCCUCCACAACAGUCAAAUAGUGGUGUAUUAGGCUCUCUCCUUGGAGCUCUAGGUGGUAGCGGAAAUAAUGUACCAGCACAGCCACCGAGUCAACCAACCGAUCCACUGAAGGGAGCAAUAGGAUCCUUCCUUGGUGGUGUUCUAGGAGGUGGUGGAAAUCAGCAACCAAAUUAUCAGUCUUCAGGAGGUUAUGGAGGAAAUUAUCAACCUUCUGGUGGUUAUUCUAACCCGCAAACGAAUUCAAAUUCAGAUUUUUUAUCUGGAAUAGGUUCAACAAUUGGAUCGUCAUUGCUUAGUUCUGCUUUUGACAGUUUUGGUAAACAUGGCAAAGAGAAAAGUCAUGGUGAUAGUCAUUCAGUUUCUCCGCAGCCCCAUGUACUAGAUCCCUCACCAUCGGUACAGACUCCUACACAUUCUGACAGCUCUUCUACUUCAGGACAAAAGUUAUCUGCUGAUGAAAUUUCAAAAGGUCUGGGUUUGGAUAACUAACGUAAAUUAGAAUAAAAAUAUGUGUAAAAGUAUACACAAUAAUAUUAUGCUCUCUGAUGAUAUAUACUGUAAAUUUAACUAUACUAAUACAAAUAUUACAUUGCACAUAUUUGACUCUGUUAAAGACAUACAUAGAAGGCAACUGAUUGUGCUUUUAGCAUGAAAUAUUUCAAUGAACAGCGUCAGAAAUUUGACACAAAUAAUUCAGAUUGCAUACUAAAUAAUUUAUACAUCAAUAUGUUCAGUUUGUGUAUGCAGGUUAUUAUUUUUCUAACUUUUGAAAGUACGAAAGCAUGUUUCAUAUGAAUGCUGCUCGAUUCAAUAUUAUUUAUGGUAAUUAUGAUCAUUAGGGUAUUACAGUUUAUACCAAUAACAUGGCACUAAUAAUAUUACACAUGAUGUAAUAAAACGGCACUAAAAAAAUGUAAUUUCGUUAAAAAAAAUUAUCUCUGUAAAUUAUACUUGAAAAGCAAAUUAAAUAAAUUUGUUUCCACCAACAAAUCAAACAACUUUCAUAUGAAACAUUUUUUAUUUUCAAUAUAUUCAAAUCGGAAAUAUUGUAGAUAUAUAUGUUACCGGCAAAGUAUAAACUUCAGGCAAUAUAUAUGUAUGUACACUGUCCAGAGAUUUCCAGCAAUAUACAUAUAAAUUAAAAUCAUUAUUUCAAUUUCCUAGGUAAUAUACGGAGUAAACUGUGCUUUACCGGACCUUUUUUUUUUAAUCUAUAAUUUUUGAUGUGUAGAAUCCAAAAAUGUAAGUCUUAACUUUAGGAAUCCAAUGGUUAAAAAGUUAUGAGCGUGUAAAGUUUGACACCGUUCAUUGGUCAAGAAGCCAAUAUGGUGUUACAGUAACGUAGCAAAUGCGCUAAAAAUAUUAAACUUUACACGCUUAUAACUUUUUAACCUAAAGUGGAUUCCUAAAGUUAAGACUUACAUUUUUAGAUUCUACACAUCAAAAA